Solea solea (common sole) is the source of this 4352-nucleotide messenger RNA. It is a transcript of the gene yme1l1b, whose product is annotated as YME1-like 1b. The record is from RefSeq and is a predicted model, not a curated record. The transcript is spliced from 18 exons. NCBI's taxonomy places the organism in Eukaryota, Metazoa, Chordata, Actinopteri, Pleuronectiformes, Soleidae. Gene Ontology annotation, biological process: mitochondrion organization; protein quality control for misfolded or incompletely synthesized proteins. Gene Ontology annotation, molecular function: ATP hydrolysis activity; ATP binding; metalloendopeptidase activity. Gene Ontology annotation, cellular component: mitochondrial inner membrane. The coding region runs from base 165 to 2372 and encodes 735 amino acids.
UUGAGGUCACAUCCGGUUUAUUUUCCGCUGCACGACGGAAGACCGCAGUGAGACAAGCUGCGGCAGAAAGUUAAAGCUAAACAAACGUGGAGCCUUAAAACUCUCGGGGACAGUUGUGUAACUUUAGCAGCUUGACGAGCACCUGGUGCCGCCGAGAGUUAAACAUGUUUUCCCUGUCAAUGACGGUUCAACCUCAGGUGACGGUUCCCCUCAGUCACCUCAUCAACGUCCUCCACUCCCUGAAGAACUCGGUGGGCAGCAGCAGCAGCAGCAGCAGUAGCAUCAGUGCCACCUGCAAGACAAGGGAACACAAGGAGCAUGUGUCAGACUCGGAGCUCCACUGCACAGAGGUACGAGACAGCGGGAGGGAACUCAAGCCCAUGUGGAACCUGCGGGAGCUUGGAUUAUUGGACCUGGGAGCACAGCAGCUCAAUGAGCUUGUGAAUCGCGUGUUUCCAAGCCUGAGCAUGCAGAAGGUACUGCCCCCACUGGGCGGUCAGACCGCUUGGAGGACCUCCCAUCUAUCUACCCAUUCCUUUUUCGACAACAAGCACGGGUUCUCUUGUUUUUCCACACCAAUGUCAGCUCAAGUUUUUUCCAGACAGCAUCCUUCACCUCUUCAGUAUGUCUGCACAAAGCUUCAACACUGGCCAGUGUUGUUCCAGAGCAGGGGUUUUAAAACGUUAAGGAGUAAAACCAGACGUCUGCAAUCCUUUGAGCGUCCUGUGGAAUCUGAGGGGUUUACACCGUCUUUUAUGAAGGGUCUCCUUUCACGUCACAAGGGGGUCGAAGUGGAAAAUUUAGACGGCCUGUUGAAGAACAAGAACGUGCCUAAUGGACAACAGGAUGCUUUCAAGAGGGGCUUUGCUGAGGGUUUCCUGAAAGCACAAGCCCUGACACAACGCACACAAGACUCUCUGAGGAGGACUCGUCUCAUCCUGCUGGUGCUGCUUCUUGUCGGACUGUAUGGCAUCUCCAAAACCCCCUUCCUAUCGGUUCGGUUCCGAACCACAUCAGGCCUGGACUCGGCGGUGGACCCAGUCCAUAUGAAAAACGUGACAUUUGAGCAUGUCAAAGGAGUGGAUGAAGCAAAGAACGAGCUGCAAGAAGUGGUGGAGUUUCUGAAAAACCCACAGAAAUUCACAGCGCUGGGAGGAAAACUGCCUAAAGGUGUCCUGCUGGUUGGCCCUCCAGGAACUGGUAAGACCCUACUGGCCAGAGCGGUGGCCGGAGAGGCUGAUGUUCCAUUCUACUACGCCUCCGGCUCAGAGUUUGAUGAGAUGUUUGUUGGAGUGGGAGCCAGUCGCAUCAGGAACUUGUUCAGGGAGGGUAAAGCUAAUGCUCCCUGUGUGAUCUUCAUCGAUGAACUGGACAGUGUGGGUGGGAAAAGGAUCGAGUCUCCUAUGCAUCCUUACUCCAGACAGACUAUCAACCAGUUACUUGCUGAGAUGGAUGGGUUUAAACCAAAUGAAGGCGUGAUCAUCAUUGGAGCAACAAACUUCCCAGAAGCUUUGGAUAACGCACUGGUGCGUCCAGGACGCUUUGACAUGCAGGUGACUGUCCCCAAACCAGAUGUGAAAGGACGUACAGAGAUCCUUAACUGGUACCUGAGGAAGAUUAAAGUGGAUCCAGCUAUUGAGGCCAGUAUUAUUGCCCGGGGCACGGUUGGCUUCUCGGGCGCUGACCUGGAAAACCUGGUGAACCAGGCAGCCCUGAAGGCAGCAGUUGAUGGUAAAGACAUGGUCACAUUGAAGGAGUUGGAGUUUGCCAAAGAUAAAAUCCUCAUGGGCCCUGAAAGGAGGAGUGCAGAAAUAGACAGUAGAAACAAACGCAUCACAGCAUAUCAUGAGUCAGGUCAUGCGAUUGUAGCUUACUACACCAAAGACGCGAUGCCAAUCAACAAGGCUACUAUAAUGCCCAGAGGACCAAGUCUGGGACAUGUGUCUAUGCUUCCAGAGAAUGAUCGCUGGAGUGAGACUCGCUCUCAGUUACUGGCACAGAUGGAUGUUAGCAUGGGUGGACGUGUGGCAGAAGAGAUUAUAUUUGGCCAGGAGAACAUCACAACCGGAGCAUCAAGUGACUUUGACAGUGCUACUAAGAUCGCUAAAUCGAUGGUGACCAGAUUUGGAAUGUGUGAAAAGCUGGGUGUGAUGACCUAUACUGACAUGACGCGACAAAGUCCAGAGACGCAAGCUGCUGUCGAGCAUGAAGUCAGAGCUUUACUGAAGGAGUCCUACGAGCGUGCCAAAGCCCUGCUGAAGUCUCACGCCAAGGAGCACAAGAACCUGGCAGAAGCUCUGCUCAUGUAUGAGACACUGGAUGCCAAAGAGAUCCAGAUUGUCGUGGAGGGCAAGACCCUGGAGACGAGAUGAAAGCAGCAAGGAAAGCAACAAAGAGGGUGUUGUAAUUAAAGAGCUCAGGCAUUAACGGAGGAGGAAUGGACUAAGCAGUGAAUCAGAGGAGCCUGUAUUCAGACUUGGUAUUAACAGCCAUCCUGAGUGAUCCAGUCACAUGUAGACAUUGUUAAAUAUCACUGUUUGCACCUGGCAUUGUGGCUGUGGAUACAUGUGAUCAGAUCUGCUUUCACCAUGCUGUACUCGGAUACACACUGACAUGUCAUGUGGGUGUGAAACCUGCUCUGCACAGACUGGGAUGUGACCCCCCCCCCCCCUUCCUCAUAAUGUAGUAGUUUCUUUACAUUACGCUUGAUGUGCAUAAUAAUUUGCAUCCGGGUUAUUCGCACUUUUGUUCCGUCCUGUGUGCAAAGACCUUUAGAACAAUAACUCUACAGAAAAAAUCGUGAGUUAUGUCGCUAGUCAUUUUUGUUCAAAAAUAGUCGCUGACAAAGUCACUACAUUGAACACUCAAACGGCUGCAAACUCUUCAGCACACAGCCCCGCCCCUCAAGAGUUCCUGGUUAUCUGAAAAGUCCCUCCCCGCGAAUAGUUACUUCUUCCAGAGAAAGUUUAUUAACAUGAAAUAUGAUUUUAACCAGGUGUUGAUAUUGUGAUAUGGAGAUAGAUCAUACAUAUCUCUGCUCAGGAAUGUGGCCACGUGGUAAUGUAGUAUUUGUGAUCAGAUCUCAAGACACAUUAGUUUAGUCCCAACCUGAGCUUAUCUUUGUUGACAUGUAACCAUGGAUCACUCAGGAUGGAUUUACAGACCGGAUCUGAAAGCGUUCUAAUUCUCUUGACAACUGCUCAUGUGGGACAGUGUCAUGCCUUCAUGCUGUCUCCUUCAUCAUAGACUAUCGUCAUUAUUCCCCAGACAAUUUACUUUCUUCUUCGUAACUUAAAGAUGUUUUUUUUCCACUUUUGUUCCCGCUCAUGUUCUUUGAAUGUGGUGUUGGUGAAAAGGUGACAUGUCUACUGUUAAAGGGCCAAUAUGAAAGAUAUGCAACUAGGGUUUAGAGACUUGAGGUUGCCGGGUAGUUUGACAACCCCACAUGAAUUAAAAGAGUUAAACUUUAUUCGCACAACAUAAACGGCUUGUGUUAUUAUCAUCCAUCAGUUGUGUACUGUGUGGUAUAUGUUUGAAAAGUCCUGCCCUGCUCUUUCUCUCUACUCUCUGUUGCUUAAAGGUGGCCCUUUGGUGGAAUGCACUGUAGCUGUAUAUUUUUUCUUUUGAAAUCAGGAGUGUCAAAAGUCAAAAGAUCUCUGUCACAGCAUUUGGGAUAAGUGGGGAAAAAAAGGAAACUAAACUUGUGCAAUCUUUAAGUCAUUCAUUUCAUGUAUGGUUUGUGUACAGAUUGAAGUGAAACUGCUGCGCAGCCUCAAAAAUCAUGCACACAAUUCAAGCUGCAUUUAUGUCAUGGGAUCUUUAGGAUUUAAAAGUGGAACCAUUGGUUUAAUUUAUUAAAAUACUCUUUAGUUUGCGUUCAGAAAAGCCUUGGAGCACAAAUAUAUAUAUAUAUAUAUUUUUUGUAUGUAAUCUGUGGAAGAAGAUGCGAGAAAAACAAAGUUUAAAGAUUUCAGUGUGACCUCUCUUAAACACAGUCUGUAGGAAUAGACACUUGUGGUAAUGUGGAGUGUCUUCAUUUUAAAUAAAAUUGUGGAAACAGCAACAAUAUAUUUAAUCUUUAAUUUACUACAAAGUGUGGCUCAAGAUUACCCAUCAUUGUUGUUCCUAUAAUCGUAGUGUUAAUGUAUCUGUUGCUGUUCUUUUACCCAUAGUUAGCCGUCUAUAUGUGUGACGUGUGAUGGGAACUUUGUAAAUAGAUGUAUAGUAGAAAAUGCUUUUAUGCCGCUGUGCACACUGAAGCGUUCUUUGCAGAAGUCUGUUAAACACUGAGGAUGAUGUGUGAUGAAUGUAUGUGCAGCUCAAAGAAAUAAAAAGAAACCCACAUAGACAUU